CUCGGGAGCGCCGGAGCGGUAGCGGCAGCAGCGGCAGCAGCAGCGGCGGCGGGGCUCGGCGUUCUCUUCUCUGCAAACCAUGUUUGCCAAAGGCAAAGGCUCGGCGGUGCCCUCGGACGGGCAGGCUCGGGAAAAGUUAGCUUUAUACGUCUACGAGUAUUUGCUGCACGUUGGAGCGCAGAAAUCUGCACAGACCUUCUUGUCGGAGAUUCGAUGGGAAAAAAACAUCACGCUGGGAGAACCUCCGGGGUUUUUGCACUCAUGGUGGUGUGUAUUUUGGGACCUCUACUGUGCAGCUCCUGAAAGGAGAGAUACUUGUGAACAUUCAAGUGAAGCAAAAGCCUUUCAUGAUUACAGUGCAGCGGCUGCCCCGAGCCCCGUGCUUGGCAACAUUCCUCCCAACGACGGGAUGCCAGGAGGCCCCAUCCCGCCGGGUUUUUUCCAGGGUCCUCCGGGGUCACAGCCCUCGCCGCACGCACAGCCUCCACCUCACAAUGCUAGCAGCAUGAUGGGAGCCCACAGUCAGCCUUUUAUGUCACCGCGAUAUGCAGGCGGCCCCAGGCCCCCGAUCAGAAUGGGAAACCAGCCUCCAGGAGGAGUUCCUGGAACACAGCCAUUGCUGCCCAAUUCCAUGGAUCCCACGCGGCAACAAGGCCACCCCAACAUGGGAGGAUCGAUGCAGAGAAUGAACCCUCCCCGAGGCAUGGGGCCCAUGGGGCCUGGCCCACAGAAUUAUGGCAGCGGCAUGAGACCACCACCCAACUCCCUCGGCCCCGCCAUGCCCGGGAUUAACAUGGGCCCGGGAGCCGGCAGACCCUGGCCCAAUCCCAACAGUGCUAACUCAAUUCCAUACUCCUCCUCAUCGCCCGGUACCUAUGUGGGACCCCCCGGUGGUGGCGGCCCCCCAGGAACACCCAUCAUGCCUAGUCCUGCAGACUCCACGAAUUCCAGUGACAACAUCUACACAAUGAUUAAUCCCGUGCCGCCCGGAGGCAGCCGCGCCAACUUCCCGAUGGGUCCCGGCUCUGACGGUCCGAUGGGCGGCAUGGGUGGCAUGGAGCCCCACCACAUGAACGGAUCGUUAGGGUCAGGGGACAUAGAUGGACUUCCAAAAAAUUCUCCUAACAACAUAAGUGGCAUUAGCAAUCCUCCAGGCACCCCUCGGGACGACGGCGAGCUGGGCGGAAACUUCCUCCACUCCUUCCAGAACGACAAUUAUUCUCCAAGCAUGACGAUGAGCGUGUGACCCCCCCUUCUCCAAGACGCUGAGAGCCGGCCUUGCGGGCGGCGGGAAGACGCCAGGAAAUUAUGCAAGAAGAAGUGAGGUGUUGGUGCCCAGGAGCUGGGGGAGACCUCUCCCCAUCUCCCUCAACCCCCUCCCCAUGCCCCCACCUGUCCCCAGCUUAGUUUCAUGCAAUAAAAAGGCCGAACUUUUUAUUUCAUAAAACGUGAAGGACAGAACUCAAAAUAAGAAGAUACUUCAAGUCAAUGACCAGAAAAACCCUACCCCUCACCUUUUCCGGACGGACCCUUUUCUGUACAUGACAGUUUUUUUGUUGGUUUAUUUGGGGUUUUACUGUUACUGUUUUUCCUUUUUGUUUGUUUUUUAUUUUGUUUUUUUUUUUGCUGGGCUUUUUUUUGGGGGGGUGAUGUUUUAAAUGGAAGCUUCUAGCAAGCCCCCCAUCCAACCCCAUCCCACCCCAAUCAACCUUUUUGCUUUCUUUUUAGAAAAAAGUUAAAAAUGAAAAAAAAAUCCAAACCAAGCCCAGCAGCCCUGCCUCUGUCCCCAAGCCCACCCUCCCAGCAGGAACGCUAGUCUAGGUGUGAACUUUCACACUGGGUUUGUAGCCAUCCAAGAAUACUAAGAAUAAUAAACUGGACAGUUUACACUUGGUGGUUUCUUUCAAACAACCUUUUUAGGAACAGAAAAAAAAAAAAAAGGAAGUCACCUUUGCCCACUUGGGGAUUUUGGUGUUUGCGACGCUCACCAAGGGGCGGGAACCUGCAGAGGACCAUGCCAUGGCCAAGACCUCCACAGCUGCCCCCUGGGCCCCGGGACUGCUGCCGCACCCCUGCUCUCCUGCUCCAGUCUCCCGCUCCUCCGGCCGCCCCUCACUCGGCCUGUCUUCCCAGCGAGAAUCCUGCCAGCUGGGUGGUGGCCAGCGCAGGAGAGGCCGCCACUGUUGGGAUGGCUAUGACCCGGGACGUGGAAAACCAUGGCCUCUGCCUUCUGGUCCCAGGAGCUUCGCUUGACAUCAUCCCAUGCACGGGGCAGGGUGGGCUGCAUUUUGCAUUUUGGGGGGAUCUCCCCUCUUUCUCCUUCUUUCGAAAAAUGGGCUGUUGACCAGAAUUGCUGUGUAUAUGCUUGGAACUGGAGGGGAAUACUUGGCAUAGCCGUGGGGGGCCGGGAGGAACAGUGACAGCCACAGGGCCAUGCUAUUUCCAGUCUGGUUUUUAUUCUCCAGAGCUGACAGGCCCGCCUUGGGGUGGGGGUCCUGGGCCCUCCCAGCAGGGGCGUCACAGGGCCUGCCUUGCCUCACCUGCUCCGGCCCUCUCGCCGAGACCCUUGUGUCUUGCCCUGGAGACACCCUGAUUCUUUGUACAUUUACACUCCCUGCUCUUCCCGCCCACCCUGUAGCUGGUCUUUGUUUUGUCCCCUCCCCUUUCUGAUCCAUGUAUAUCAUAUUCUGUGCGAUCUCAUCUGCCUGAAAAAAGACCUUGUGCGGAUUAUUGGGAACAUUGUAGCUGUUUCUGUGUUUUUUCUUACCUUGUAGUCUGGUUCUGAAUUAAGAGAGGAAAAAAAAAAGUAAUUAUGAUA
This is a messenger RNA of Ochotona princeps (American pika), 2818 nucleotides long. It is a transcript of the gene SSBP3, whose product is annotated as single stranded DNA binding protein 3. Bases 80 to 1246 code for a protein of 388 amino acids. Gene Ontology annotation, cellular component: nucleus. Lineage: Eukaryota; Metazoa; Chordata; Mammalia; Lagomorpha; Ochotonidae. Gene Ontology annotation, biological process: positive regulation of transcription by RNA polymerase II. The record is from RefSeq and is a predicted model, not a curated record. Gene Ontology annotation, molecular function: single-stranded DNA binding; protein binding. The transcript is spliced from 18 exons.